Messenger RNA from Aspergillus affinis, 4008 nucleotides. RefSeq lists its product as uncharacterized. NCBI's taxonomy places the organism in Eukaryota, Fungi, Ascomycota, Eurotiomycetes, Eurotiales, Aspergillaceae. The transcript has 11 exons. Gene Ontology annotation, molecular function: DNA binding; zinc ion binding; homogentisate 1,2-dioxygenase activity. The record is from RefSeq and is a predicted model, not a curated record. Gene Ontology annotation, biological process: L-phenylalanine catabolic process; DNA-templated transcription. Gene Ontology annotation, cellular component: cytoplasm. Bases 1 to 4008 code for a protein of 1335 amino acids.
AUGCCGGCGCCCCCGAUCAAAGAGAGAGUCCCGGUUAAGGACAUGCAGAAGGUCUUCCACUACACAGAUACCAUGACCCGGAAACCGACGAGAGACAACGACCCCUACGAGUACCUGGCGGGAUUCGGCAACAGACACCAGUCCGAAGUGAUCCCGGGGACCUUGCCUGCUGGUCAGAACAACCCCCAAGAACCUCGCUUCGGUCUGUACACGGAGGGCAUCACCUACUCGGCCUUUGCAGCUCCACGCCAUGCCAACUUCAGCACUUACAUGUACCGGGUUCGACCGGCGGCUGCUCAUAAUGGGUACCGAGCCAACAUCGAGCACAAGGCAGACAUCGAGAACUGUUUCUUGUCAUUGAAUCCCAAAGUGGCAACGCUGGCCGAGCAGGGUGAAUGGGCGCCGUUUCCGCUACCCAAGGAGGACGAAAAGAUCGAUUUCGUGGACGGUCUUCACACGUUGGGUGGCAGCGGAGACCCCAACUUGCGUGAGGGAAUCGCUUUGUACGUGUUCAUGAUCAAUGCAGACAUGGACCGUCGGGCCUUUUGCAACACCGACGGCGACUUCCUGAUCGUUGCCCAACUCGGCAACCUUGACAUUCAAACCGAGAUGGGCAAGCUGUUCUUGCAGCCCGGAGAGAUCUGUGUGAUUCCUCGGGGAGUUCGUUUCGCCGUCCGCCUCGGCCCCGGACACGACGUGGCUCGUGGGUAUAUCACCGAGGUUUGGGGUUCACGAUGGGAGCUGCCGGAUCUAGGUCCCAUUGGAGGCCACGGCCUGGCCAACCCCCGGGAUUUCCUGCACCCGGUCGCCCAUAUCGACGAAGUUCUUCACGCAGACUGGUCCAUCGUCAACAAGGCCAACGGCCUUUACAAUGCCAUUGAGCAAGACCACAGCCCCUUCGACCUUGUUGCAUGGCACGGAAACGUUGUCCCCUACAAGUACGACUUGACCAAAUUCUCUUCGCAGAACGCGACAUCCAUCGACCACACCGAUCCUUCGGUGAACUGCGUGCUGACGGCACCCUCGCGCGACCCUAUGACUCCGCUGGCGGACUUCUUGUGGUUUGGGCCUCGUUGGGACGUGGCGGCCAAUACCUUCCGCCUGCCGUACUUCCACCGCAAUUCAGCCACGGAGUUCCUGGCUUCUCUAUACGGCAAUGGACUGGGCCGGUCCGACGACUUCUUGCCCGGUGGCGGCAGCGUAGAGAUCAGCCAUACGCCGCAUGGUAAUUUCAGCGAAGACUACGUGUAUGAGAUGCGCAACCAGGUCAAUGAGCCUCGGAAAAUUCUCGAGAAUCAAAUGACGAUCAUGGUGGAGAGCAGUCGGUCGUUCUUGUUCACGGAGUAUGCUCGGAGCGGAUGUGGGACCUUCAAGGAUCAGGGGACCGACCCUAAGGUCUGGGAUGCUCUGCCGGACAAAUUUUCCUCAUACCCCAACAUCCAGGAGAUUCUUCGCCAAGUCAAGGCCGACAAGGAAGCGCGUAAAGAGCGCUUGGAGGCGUAUUAUGACGAUGGGAAGCUAGCGGAGCUCGUGGCCGACACCAAGGAGAAACCGUAUGAAUGUAACGUCUGUCACAAGCGAUUUUCGCGAAGUGAUGUCUUGAGUCGACAUGCGAAAGGACACAAUGGUGCGGCUGCAACCGCGCCUAACGGAGUCAAGAAUGCGCAGCCCGCGACGACGUCUGACCAAGCCGCAAUUCAUCCUGCCGAGGGUCAGCAAUUCCUUCCAGGAACUGGCACAGAAGCGGUCAAUAUGGUACAACCACUUUCGGUGACGCCUCGCGACGUGCCUCUCCCUUCAGCAACCGGCAUACCUCCCUCGUCUUUGGAUUUUCUAGCCAAUGUUUCGACGCAUCACGCCCGCCCCGAGCCCGAGGUCAACCCCAUGAUGAUCGAUGACCAACAAGCGGCAUAUUUUGGGUGGAACGAGGUUUCCACGACAGCAGAUACGCCGACCUAUCGAGGACCGAUGUUCGACACACCAAACGACAUGAUGCAGUUUUGGCUCGAACCGCGCGCCGAUGCGGGCUCACACAACGGCUCGAUCAAUUUGAUGCCAGAUGCGGGAUUCGGAAUUCUUGGGGAGAGCCACGGAGCCUUCUCAGAGCGGCAGGCAAGGCCUUCUGCGGACAGCGUCGGCACACCUAAAUCGGGGAGUACCAUCCCUAGUGAACGGUUCGCCAAGGUCCAAAAGUACUGGGUCGCUCCUUCGAACCACAACGGACGCCUGAUCAACAAUCUCUGGCAGGAGGUAGCAGGCAUCGACUUGGAUAAUAUUUUCGCGCUACAUCCUGGCAUCUCAAUCAAUGCCUCACCUGGUUUCUUACAGGGGUCAAGGCACAGCUUGGAUGAAGAAUGUCGACAGCAUCUCCAGGCAAUAUUUGGAUAUGCCCGGUUCGCCAGCCCACAUUCGCGCUUACCAGAACAUAUGGCGCAAGUCCCCCUUUCUUCCGGCGCAUUGGUCACUCUGCCCAACUUUCCUCCUGCCGAAGUUCUCGACAUGGCCCUUGAUCUGUACUUUCGGAACUUCCAUCCUCUGGUCCCGUUUAUCCACACUCCCACGUUUUCUGCCAAGAAUACGAGUCCGUCAGUGUUGUAUACGAUGUGUUUGAUUGGCAUGAUCAUGCUGGGGACGAAGGGGACCACCGACUUCGUAUCUAAGAACUAUACUUUUGUACUCGAGAAAAUCACGGCGGAGCUAUCCAAAUGCUCGCUGGGCACCGAGAGCUCGGCGAAUACUAUGUCCACGUUUGCAGCCGCCUUCCUCUUCCUCAAUCUCGCUGCCAUGACAGGGGAAAAGGAGCACCUAGAGAAGAGCCAAAUGCUCUAUAUCAGUCUCAUUUCGAUUGCACAGCGGCACGGGCUUUUUACAGCAACUGAAGGCCAAAUACUCGAUAUGAGCUUUUUUGAAGUCAGUCCGGAUGUUGAUAUACGGUGGAAAACUUGGAGUAAAAUAGAAUCUGUCAAGCGGUUAAUUUCUGGUCUUCUACUUUUGGACUCCUGGUAUUCGUCGUUCCUGUCGAUGAGUCCUAUUAUUGUACCCGACGCUAUCCAAAUCAUUCUCCCUUGCAACGAGAGUCUUUUCCAGGCUAACAACUCGAGCCGAUGGACGCAUCUAAUCCGAAGUGGACGGCGCAUCCUCAUGCCCACCGUAGUGGCUCCGUCGGAAAAUGUCGAGAUAGCGGCGCUCGAUAGCCCCGUCGAUGACUUCUGUAUGCACUCGAUUCUGGCGAUGGUUCAGCUACGGCUGUCAGAAGCCUACCAUCGACUGCUAUCGAAUCGAGCCAGCUACCCCUUCGCGCCCUGCCAUACGUACGCCAUGGACGGUCGCGCACGCUGCCUACCUUCUCUUCAACUGCAAAUCGCCAGAAGAUACAGCGACGUUCUCUCACGCUUGAACCCCAACGCAGCGGUCAUGUGGCACAAUAUGUGCAUGACGCUUACGGCUGAUACGCAGAUUUUCGACCUAGCCGCAGGACGAGCAGGUCCGGUGCCGGCACAAAAAGCACUAGAGGACAUUGCAGCGUGGUCGCAAACGCCUGCUGCGCGCCGAGCGUGUCUCCACGCCGCUCAGAUCUACAAAGCCAUGAUCAAUCGGAAAGCGUCCGACCAUACAAUGUUUCACUCGGUGUUUUCGCUGUUCUCCGCUGCUCUUGUCUUAGGGCUUUACGAAUUCAUGGUCCCUAAUACCGACGGACAAGGGCAGGGCGCGUACAUCGAACUCCUCGAUGACGUUGACUGGCAGGCUGUGGGCACCGAGGGAUUCACCAGCUUCAUGGAACCACGCGGCAGUCAGUCGUUUGCGCCCUCCGACGACCCGGCCGUGAACUUCAUUCGGAAUGGCGGUGUGGUGUACCUUCGCGGCGUGCCAUUCCAAGGAGGGUAUCAGUCCGCACGACGGAUUCUCCUGGACUACGCAGGCCUGCUCAAGGAUGCGGGCAAGUGGAGCGUUCGGAAGUUCUCAUACGUUCUCCACAUUAUGAGUGACGUGCUCAUGGACGUGGAAUGA